Molecule: messenger RNA, 828 nt
Organism: Prinia subflava (tawny-flanked prinia)
Lineage: Eukaryota; Metazoa; Chordata; Aves; Passeriformes; Cisticolidae
Gene: SDHAF3
Product: succinate dehydrogenase complex assembly factor 3
Exons: 2
Coding region: 127-492 (121 amino acids)
Biological process (GO): mitochondrial respiratory chain complex II assembly; succinate metabolic process
Cellular component (GO): mitochondrial intermembrane space; mitochondrion
Source: RefSeq, a predicted model, not a curated record
CCCGGCGCUGGCGGGCACUGCGGAGCCCCGGGAGCCGCGGGAGCCGCGGGGCGCUGCUCCGGCCCGGCCGCCGCCGAGCAGGCGCGGCCCGCCCGGCCCGGCCCCUCGGGCCGCCCCACGGCCGCCAUGGCGGGCGGAGCGCGGCGCCUGUACCGCCGCCUGCUGCGGCUGCACCGCUCGCUGCCGCCCGCCCUGCGCGACCUGGGCGACCGCUACGUCAAGGAGGAGUUCCGGAGGCACAGGGCGGCCGAGCCCGCCGAGGCGCAGCGCUUCCUGCGGGAAUGGGAGAGCUAUGCAGCCCUGAUCCAGCAACAGAUUAAUGAGGACAAACACAACUUGAGAGAAAAGCCUGUAUAUGGAAUUCAGCUCACAGAAGAAAAACUUAAUGACUUCCGUGACGAACAGAUUGGGCAGCUGAAGGAACUGAUGGACGAGGCUACCAAACCUAAUAAAAAAAUCACCAUUUCUAAAGACUCAGAACACAAAACCUAAAAGAUUAAAACAAAUAUUUUAAUGCACGUGGAAGUAUUUUGAAACUGCUUUUUCCAGUUGUACUUGAAUGUGGUUUCUGUGAGAUAAUGGGCGCUGCUGAUGCUAUGACUUGUCUGAAAUGGAUGUGUUUGGCUUUCUGUGCAAGAAUAAAUGGAAGAAUGGAAUAAUCACAACACUUUUAUGUUAAUUGCAUUUUUUUCUCCUUUUUUUUUCUUCCUCCUAAUGGAUGUUGAAGACUGAAAAAGUCUGGGAAAAGUAAAUUGACAUUUUUAAAAUAUGGAGUUGUUAGUUUUGGGGUUCUUGUUUUGUAAUCUUGGCACCUAUAGGGCAAAAGAU